UGUAGACCACAGUUUACUUACCUGUCUGGCGGCAGAAACACCAAAUCAGUUGCUUCACACACACCUUUCUUUCCCUUCUCUUUUUCACUAACAAUUUGUUUCCUUCUUUUCUCAUAAACCCACUGUGCUGUGCAACAAAACACCCUCAUUUGAUUCUCUUCUCUUCUCUCUCUCUUUUCUUUUCUCUUUAAAAAAAUAAAAAAUAAUAAUCUGUUUAUUUUAUUUUAUUUUGUUUUUAUUUAUUUAUAACUGUCAGUGCCAGUGUUCCCCCUUUCUUCCCUCACUCACUGUUCUUCUGCUCAGAAAAUUUGUAGAGGGAGUGGCAAAGUGGUAAUAAUGGAGAGAAAGCAAGGGUUCUUCUCGGCGCUCAAGGAGGAGGUGGUUCGCGGUCUCUCGCCGGCGAGGUCACGGGCCAAGAGUCCGGCGAGGAGCGCUUCUCCGAUGUCGGGGUUACUCCGGCGACGGAGGAAGCACCACGCUCCGCCUCCGGAGAUUUUCGUUACGAGAUCGGGGAGUCUCAGGCCGGCGGAGGCGUUGUCGCCGUUGAAGGAGGGUCCCGACGGAACUGACGGCCAGUGCUCCAGCAGAGGGGAAGGACGGUGGGGGCAGUGGAUGAAGGGACCACUGGCUAGAGCGCCGUCUGUUUCUUCUUCUUCGUCGUCGUCUUCGGGUUCUUCUUCUGCUGCCGCAUGCAAAAAGUCCGAUCUGAGAUUGUUGCUUGGUGUGUUGGGUGCUCCACUUGCUCCUGUUCAUGUCUGCACCACUGACCCUUUUCCUCAUCUCAGCAUCAAAGACAUACCCAUUGAAACUUCUUCUGCUCAGUACAUACUGCAACAGUACAUUGCUGCUUCUGGAGGGCAAAAGCUUCAAAAUUCCAUCAACAAUGCUUAUGCCAUGGGGAAGGUGAGGAUGAUAGCCUCUGAGUUUGAGACUGCGAACAAGGUCACUCGCAACAAGAACUCCUCCAAAGCUGCAGAGUCCGGUGGGUUUGUCCUGUGGCAGAUGAACCCAGACAUGUGGUAUGUGGAGCUUGCUCUUGGUGGCAGCAAGGUUCAUGCGGGUUGCAAUGGGGAGCUUGUGUGGAGGCACACGCCAUGGCUCGGUGCACAUGCAGCAAAAGGGCCAGUGAGGCCUUUGAGACGUGCCCUUCAAGGUCUUGACCCAAGAACAACUGCGAGCAUGUUUAUCAAUGCAAGGUGCAUUGGUGAGAAGAAGAUAAAUGAAGAGGACUGUUUCAUCCUCAAGCUUUGUGCGGAUCCCUCAACAUUGAAAGCAAGGAGUGAAGGCCCAGCAGAGAUUAUAAGGCAUGUCUUGUUUGGGUACUUCAGUCAAAAAACAGGACUUCUUGUUCACUUGGAAGACUCACACUUGACCCGAAUUCAGAACAAUGGAGGCGAUGCGGUGUAUUGGGAGACCACCAUAAACUCAUUUCUUGAUGACUACAGGCCUGUUGAAGGGAUCAUGAUUGCUCACUCAGGUCGAUCCGUGGUGACACUGUUCAGGUUUGGGGAAACAGCAAUGAGCCACACAAAAACCAGGAUGGAAGAAGCAUGGACAAUUGAGGAGGUCGCCUUCAAUGUCCCUGGCCUUUCUGUGGACUGUUUUAUUCCUCCAUCUGAGCUAAAGUUUGCUUCCAUGAGCGAAGCCUGCGAGCUUCCUCAAGGUCAGAGGGUGAAGACUUCUGUGGUAGCAGGUGCUGCAUACCAUGCCAAAGUUGCUCAACUACAAAAAUCACAUGAAAGCAAUAUAAAUAACGUUAACUGGAAGGUUCAGUUUCGUGUGUAGCAUGCGUAUAACAGAAGCAACAGCGUGCAGCUUCUGCCUCGAAUACGCGAUUAUGCCCUACGGAACGCUGAACCAAACAUACACUAAUGCAGGUAAAUGGUAAGAUUGCAGCAGGGUUGUCAAGAGUUUUCUGCUGUAGAUCAUUGCCUCAUCAAAUUUGUAAAUAGAAAUGAUCAGUCAUGGAUCCAAAAAAGUGAAUUUAAAUACUCUGGGUUUUGGUGGAUGAUUAUGCUCAUCAAGGUUUGAUUUUUCCCCUUGUUAUCCAUAAGGCUCAAUUUGGGAAUCUGCUGAUCGUUUUGUAAGCUAUAAUUCGUGUAGAUUUUUUUUUUCUGUGAAAGCUUUCUGCAAUGAUGCUUGAAGAUCACAGUUACAACCUAGGUUUUAUCACUGAAAAGUUUUUGCUAUGAGUUUUAAGUCACUAAUACUGAUCUUGCUUGUGGUACCUGAGGAAAUCUCUUCCAUCUUUGACAGGAAACUAAAUAGGGUUGAAGAACUUUUGAAUGUGUUUCAUGCUGCGUUUGUUAUGAAUUGUAAACCAUGUACCUAGAGUUAGUGGAAGCUAAGUUAUUCCUAGACCUAAGAUUCUUAUGCUUUUUAAGGACACAUAUAUUGACUAUUUCCACAAGCUUGUAACAAUAUUUAAUUGUAACUAAUGUCAGAAGAAUUUCAAGAUUUCCUGCACUAUUCGAACUA
Messenger RNA from Lotus japonicus, 2478 nucleotides. RefSeq lists its product as uncharacterized. Bases 337 to 1785 code for a protein of 482 amino acids. The record is from RefSeq and is a predicted model, not a curated record. The transcript has 4 exons. NCBI's taxonomy places the organism in Eukaryota, Viridiplantae, Streptophyta, Magnoliopsida, Fabales, Fabaceae.